This is a messenger RNA of Diabrotica balteata, 1516 nucleotides long. The record is from the annotation of a GenBank genome assembly. Lineage: Eukaryota; Metazoa; Arthropoda; Insecta; Coleoptera; Chrysomelidae.
CGUUAAGCCACUCUGUAUAAAUAACUUAUUUAUUAUCGUCAGUGUUAACUAUAUUUAACUACGUAAACUACUUAUUUACAUAUUCCGUUAUUAAAAUGCCUUAAAUUACCGUUUUUAAAAUAAUCUGUAGUAAACUACAUAUUUUAACAAUUUAUAAAGUAUUUUGUUUGUUGAUAGCGUCUAAGCAGCAGCUUGCAAUGUUGAAAAGAAGUCCUAUAAAAUUGAUCCAGCUUUUAAGAAAGGAGACCCAAGCAGUCUCCUACAGAAAUUUCUCUAAAGAACCUCCAAUAAUUAGUAAAGAAGUAGGAAAUAAUGCUAUAGCUAUUCUCAAUAGACCCAAAUCUUUCAACGCCCUUACACUUCCCAUGCAAUAUGAAAUGGACAAAGUAAUACGAAAAUGGGAGAAGGAAAAAACACUAGUUUUAAUCAGGGGUGCAGGUAACACAGCAUUUAGUACCGGAGGCGAUGUGUUAAUAUUGCGGCAUGAAUCUAAGAACGGUACAAGCUACUUAAAAGAUCUAGGUACAAGUAUUAACGCGACUAACUACUUAGUAUCCAAAUACCGGAUUCCUAUAGUCGGUUUAAUGAAUGGUUUAACUUUGGGUGGUUCCGUAUCAUAUAUUAUUUUUGCGAAAUAUAGAGUAGCAACAGAAAACAGUGUUUUUGGAAUGCCAGAAGUAAAAUUAGGAUUUCAUCCCAAUUCAGGUGCGACCUAUUUCUUUAACAGAUGUGCAGGAAAAUUAGGAUAUUAUUUAGGCUUAACGGGAAAAACACUACAAGGUUCUGAUAUAGUACGAGCAGGUUUUGCCACACAUUACUGCAAAAAUAGCAAUUUGGAGAAGUUACAAAAUACACUUUUAAACUGUACAAACAAGGAUGAUAUUGAAGACAUAUUCGAAAAUAUUUGCGAAAAAAUCUAUCCAGAGUUUACCUUAAAUCCUCUUAUGGAAAGAAUUACCAACUGUUUUUCUGAAGUAACUAUCGAAGAUAUCCUUUUAAAACUAAAAUCUGACGGGUCUCCUUGGGCCAAAGAAACUCUGAACAUUUUAAAUGGACAUUCACCAGUGGCCCUAAAGGUUAUUCUUAGACAGUUAUUGAGAGGACAAGGCUUGGAUUUGAAAAGCUGUCUUGUGAUGGAGUGCAAUAUUUCUUUACACUUUUAUAACAAUCCUGAUGUUUACGAAGGUAUUAGAGUUUCCCUAGAAGACAAACAUGACAAACCAAGUUGGAAUCCACCUAAAUUAUCUGAAGUGACCGAAGAAAUGAUCGACAGAUAUUUUACCCCAUUGGUUGAUGAUUUACAAAAAGCUUUGUUAAAAAAAGUUGACGAAAGGACUUAAAAGAAAAUUUGAAUUGUAUCUGCUUUAAUAUUUGGAAAUAAUAAAUAUGAUCUCAGUUGUAUUCGAUUUAAGUACAGAUUAGAUCGAUGGCUCUGACUAGAGCACUAUCUAAGUAGAGCAAUCUAAUAAAAGUAGUAUAAUCUAAAAUACCAUGCCCUGAAAUAAGUGUAACCUCC